GUCAGAUACGAACUAACAGGCAUUCUGUUGUUCUUGCAGUGACGCCAAUUCAGUUUGCUUGAGAGCCGAGUGAAUCUCGUGCUAGAGCAACCUAUUUCUAUCCCGGAGUUGUUGGAUAUAGCUGAGUGCGGACUAUGUGUGAUAUCAUUUCAACAUGGAAAAUAUUCCUGGAGUUCGACGUGAUAACCGGUACUGAAAAAUUCGGCAUGCCAUCCGCUUGUUUGAACGUGCUUGUCGGCGUCUGGUUGUUGGUUGCACUCCGAAUCCGCACUAGCAAGCCACAGUUUGUCCAACUGGGACUGUGCGAAAUGCAUUGUCAUUGUCCUUCAGGUGAGGCAGUGGUUGACUGCAAUCGUCAGGACCGCUUACAGGGUGUUCCUACAAACCUACCUCGAGGUGUGAACAAGCUUUACAUACAAGAAGGUAGUUUUCCUGCUCCGAGCAUCCUAACUCGAGCAAACAUGACUGGCCUGGAAAAUUUGGAACAUAUGAGCAUCAUUUAUUGUAAUUUGCAAGCGAUCGAGAGCAAGACCUUUUUGGGAAUGACUAAGUUGAAGCAUUUGGAUUUGUCACGGAAUGCCUUAAGACAACUGGACACAUACACCUUCUUCGGACUUCAACUGAUCAACCUUUACUUACAAGAACAGCAUAACCUUACAGCUAGUCAUGGUCUUCAGAUUUCAGACGACGCAUUUGAUGGGCUAACGGCAGAUCAAAUCAAUCUUAGAGGAAAUAACUUAUAUUUUGUUCGUUACAGUAUGUUCUCCAAAGUGAACAAUCUGCAUAGACUCAUUCUGUCAGACAACCGUAUUACCCAUUUGGACGAAGGAUUUUCCAAGCAUUUCAACGGCCAAACUUAUUUGCUUGAUUUGACUGCCAACCCAUUGGAGUGUGUAUGCAACCUAGCAUGGAUUGCUGCUUUGAGCGAGGAGUGGGCCAACAGUUUGCCUGGACUAAACAUGACUUGUGUGUACCGCCAUAGUUCUAGUGGCGCGAAAACCCUGUUGGAGCUACGUCGUCUGAGCGUAGAUCACCUAUGUCCGAGUUCCAGAAUACAACAUAUCGAGGUAAGCGUCACCGACGCUGCAAGUCGUGUGAUACUGGACUGCACUGCGGUCGCCAUUCCGCGCACACUACAUUCCAGCGUUGUAAAACCGGGCCGAUUAGCUACUGCGACGCUGCUCAGCAAUACACCUCCAGAGGUUGCUUGGCAGUAUGUCGAGAGUGGUCAUCUCAGAGAGAUUAGGCGUCUGCCAAGUGAAGCACAACCCACUCUUGACCCUUCCACUGAAAAUCAAACCUUCCCGUCUUCCACCGUACGACUUAAUGUAACGUUGAGUAAUGAGGCACGUCAGUAUAAGUGUACGACACGGAACACUGUCCAAGAUCCCCAAGAAGUGGUCGUUACAGUUCGGGGACCACUUCCAAGAUCAUCUACGCAUGAAGAAGAUGCCGCCGAAUUUCGGGAUACUACAGCACCGAUCAAAUCAGAGUUCAUAUUUCAGGGCAAAUCACCCAUCUCUGUACCUCCGAAGCCAAAGGGGUCAAGUAUGAGAGAAGAUUUGUUGUUCACAGAACCACAUUAUCUACUUCAGCCUCAAUUUUCCCUUGUACAAAUGGCUCUUGCUGUCGGAGGCACAUUUUUGGCUACACUCAUUCUUCUGUUCAUCGGUGCUCGAUGUCUAAGCGCUUUGCGCCCACAUACCAUAUUCCGUCUGUCAUCUAGUGCCAGUUCCAUCAAUGCUACUGACGCUAAAGUUGUCUACCAGCCAGGCACAAUGUCGCGUGCAGAAAUCAUGAGAACAGAAAAAACGCAAUGCUCUUCAACACAAAAUGGGUCAGAUUUGGCGUAUAAAGACAAUGGGCAGACGUCAGCGCAGCAUCCAUAUCCACAAUUAAUUUUCACUGGAAUUGAUUCCCGCAACGCGAUAUCCCCUCAAUUUACUCACCUUUCCAACCUCCCCAAUCAUUAUUUACAAUCUUCUGUUCAUCCUUCUGCUCAGACUUCAUCCAGUUCCGGUACGGAUGAAAUCCCCUCCAGCCUAGCUCACCUGGUAUCAACCCCUUUAAUUCGUCCAAGCACAUCACUGCAUCCAAUGAUUCAUUCAGACGUCACUGUGUCCCCUUGCUUAACAAACUUGCGACCUGUUCAUACUCAGCUGGCUUACUGGCCGGUUUCCGCUACAGCAACAGCCCCACCCGGAUCACCGUAUUCCAUCGCUGGCAGUCAUGAGUAUGAUGUGCCCCGAGUGAUGGACCUACCAUCGUGGACCAACGCCGUCGGUACGUUGAGCCGAUCAAACCUAAUCAACGCAAGCGAUGUUGGUUGUGACUUUCGCUCUAACAAAGGUGUCACACUGCUAUAA
This is a messenger RNA of Opisthorchis viverrini, 2366 nucleotides long. RefSeq lists its product as hypothetical. The coding region runs from base 135 to 2366 and encodes 743 amino acids. Gene Ontology annotation, molecular function: protein binding. The record is from RefSeq and is a predicted model, not a curated record. The transcript is spliced from 2 exons. Lineage: Eukaryota; Metazoa; Platyhelminthes; Trematoda; Opisthorchiida; Opisthorchiidae.